Colletotrichum destructivum is the source of this 483-nucleotide messenger RNA. RefSeq lists its product as uncharacterized. The transcript has a single exon. The record is from RefSeq and is a predicted model, not a curated record. Bases 123 to 437 code for a protein of 104 amino acids. Lineage: Eukaryota; Fungi; Ascomycota; Sordariomycetes; Glomerellales; Glomerellaceae.
GUUGCCGCCGACCCAGUACAGCUCUGUGGGCGGACGAAUCAUAGAGGCUGCAGUCGUCGCAUCUGGCUUGAGGACCUUGCAGAUGGAGCGGUCUCUUCUGCAUAUCAUGCGGAAACAAGCAGAUGAUGCUACUCUACGCGGUCGUCCUGGGACUAACAGAGCUGAUAUUCUCUUACGAUAUUUGUCGUUCCUUUCGGAAUUCCCCCCUGAGCGCUACUCAUACGCCCACCAUCGAAAACCGUCGUUAUUUCAUUCUAAUGGGAUCGGCAAGUUCGUACGAUGGUUGCUGUGGUUUAAGCAUCCGAUGCUUUCACUCGUUGGAGGAACGUUAUCGGAUUAGGAGAGCCGCCAGAAUUCCUGUGAGGGAGACGUUCAAGAAGGCCCGCAGAAGAGUCCCUCCCCUGGGCCUAUCUCUUAUACAACAGCCGUCUAGCUGACCACACAAACAAGACAAGCCAUCUUCCGUUAUGAGAAAUCCAUGAC